UUCACCACGGUCAUAAACGAGCGAAUCCAUUCUAUAGACCUUCUGCUAUCUGCACCACAAGCGCAAAGGACGGAUGGUGAAAGUGUAUUCCAUAACCUGCGUCGUAUUUCAAAGUGGUUCCUUACAAUGGGGAAACACAAUGCAGGACGCCUUGUUGCCAUUUUGCUUUCCGUGGUGGUCUACGGUGUCAGUUUGGUGUUCAACGGUCUUUCCGUGAUGGGAGUGGGCCCCUUCAGUACCACCACAGGCAACGUGUCUGACGUGUUUGUAACGGAGAUCACGCCGUCUGGAUGGACCUUCAGUAUCUGGAGUGUCAUCUACGUGUGGUUGACACUCAUGAUUAUCUAUAUCCUCGCUAAUCUUUGCAGAAAGAAUAUUUACGGCUAUGUUUACUGCAGUCCUCCAGUCUUGCCCUACGGAUUCUUCAUUUGCUGGUGUCUCAAUCUAUGCUUCAAUAUCGCCUGGCUGCUUGUUUGGGACAGAGCGUGGAUGAUUGCAGCGCUUGUUUUUCUAAUCCUGGUUGCCGGCACGAACUAUGGCAUGAUAUCUUUCGCCUGCCACGGUCUUCACGUUUAUGGAGCAUGGCUGAAGGAAUACCACAAAGUGGACCUGUGGCUCAUUCGCAUAUUGGUUCAAAAUGGUGUGAUGAUCUACACAACGUGGACAACGAUCGCCACGCUCAUCAACUUGGCCAUUGUGCUGACCUAUGAAGCAAAUAUUUCGCCUACCAAUGCUGCCACGGUGUCCUAUUGUAUCUUGACAAUCAUGCUGCUGGUUUGGUUUUUCUUGCAGAAUGUAGUCCUGGACAAACACAUGCGCUACGUCCUCAUUGACUAUCCAGUUGUGAUCUGGGCGCUGACAGGAAACUUUGAUAAAAACUACAACGCUGAAUCGCCAAGCCGUAGUGGUAUCUUCAUUGUUGUGCUGUUAGCGGCCGCGUCAUUGCUGUAUGCUGUCCGGCUUGUCCUGGUGAUUUGGCGCCACUGCAAGCAGCCGCUCUAUAAUGGCGUCAGCCCGCAGGCCGUGGAGCCAAUGGAGCCUGCCAACCACCAAAAAUGGGCACUCAGAUGAACACCUCUUCAUGUUCAUUUGUUUGU
Messenger RNA from Hippocampus comes (tiger tail seahorse), 1097 nucleotides. RefSeq lists its product as uncharacterized. The record is from RefSeq and is a predicted model, not a curated record. The transcript is spliced from 9 exons. Bases 127 to 1071 code for a protein of 314 amino acids. NCBI's taxonomy places the organism in Eukaryota, Metazoa, Chordata, Actinopteri, Syngnathiformes, Syngnathidae.